Messenger RNA from Camarhynchus parvulus, 2519 nucleotides. It is a transcript of the gene LRRTM2, whose product is annotated as leucine rich repeat transmembrane neuronal 2. Lineage: Eukaryota; Metazoa; Chordata; Aves; Passeriformes; Thraupidae. The transcript has 2 exons. Gene Ontology annotation, molecular function: protein binding. The record is from RefSeq and is a predicted model, not a curated record. Bases 409 to 1962 code for a protein of 517 amino acids.
AAGCAAAUCCAUUCUUGUACCGCUUCCCUGAAAAGCUUUUCAGUAAAUGCACUCAUGCUACUACAGGAGCUUCUCUCAGCAAUAAGCCACCCAUCUGCCAUCAACAAGUUUGGACUAAAGGAAGCCACAGCUGCGGAAAAGGAAAACGUGAGCUUCAAUUAACCAGCUGAGCAGCCACGGAGGACGAAAACUUGUAUUAAGAUUUAAAAAUUGCAGACCUGUCAGAGGAGAUCAAGGCAGCAAUUUCAAAAGGAAUAUUCCAGGAGAGCAUCGUGGAUUUUGCACUAAUAUCAAAGGACACUAAAUCCAGUCAAUUAUUCAAGGCUGUCUUACAUUAGAGCCUUUCACAGACUCACGGCGUUGAGUCUCAAACUACGACUGAAUGCACCCUCCAAUGUACUCAAAAGAAUGGGCUUACAUUUCAAGUGGCCAUUAGGGGCUCGUAUGCUGGCAGCACUAUAUGCAAUGAGUAUGGUUUUAAAAAUGCUGCCUGCCUUGGGCAUGGCUUGUCCACCAAAAUGUCGCUGUGAGAAGCUGCUCUUUUACUGUGACUCUCAGGGGUUUCACUCAGUGCCAAACACCACUGAAAAGGGCUCGCUAGGUUUGUCACUGAGGCACAAUUAUAUUUCUGAACUUGAAAGGGAUCAAUUUGCAAGCUUCAGUCAACUUACUUGGCUUCACUUAGAUCAUAAUCAAAUUGCAACAGUCAGAGAAGAUUCUUUUCAAGGACUGUAUAAACUUAAGGAAUUAGUCUUAAGUUCCAACAAAAUCUUUCAUUUGCCAAACACAACUUUUAGCCAGCUGCUUAACCUGCAGAAUUUGGACCUCUCUUUUAAUCAGUUAUCCUCUCUGCACCCCGAGCUCUUCUACGGCCUUCGCAAGCUACAGACCUUGCACUUGCGAUCCAACUCCCUGCGGACCAUCCCGGUCCGCCUGUUCUGGGACUGUCGUAGCCUGGAAUUCCUGGAUUUGAGCACAAAUCGCUUGCGAAGUUUGGCUCGCAAUGGAUUUGCGGGAUUAAUCAAGCUGAGGGAGCUUCACCUAGAGCACAACCAGCUGACAAAGAUUAAUUUUGCUCACUUCCUCCGGCUGAGCAGCCUGCACACGCUCUUCUUGCAGUGGAACAAAAUUAGCAACUUGACAUGUGGGAUGGAGUGGACCUGGGGCACCUUAGCAAAGCUCGAUUUGACUGGAAACGAAAUCAAAGCCAUCGACCUCACCGUCUUUGAAACUAUGCCUAACCUUAAAACCCUCCUCAUGGAUAACAACAAGCUCACCACUCUGGAUUCCAAGAUCCUGAGCUCACUGACAUCCCUCACCACCGUGGGCCUCUCCGGCAAUCUGUGGGAAUGCAGCCCAAAGAUCUGCGCCUUGGCCACAUGGUUGAGUGGCUUCCAAGGUCGGUGGGAGCACGCCAUCCUCUGCCACAGCCCCGACCACACCCAGGGAGAGGAUAUUCUGGAUGCAGUGUAUGGCUUUCAGCUUUGCUGGAAUUUAUCGACUGUGGUUACCCCUGUGGCUACGACAUCGUACACAGCUCCAACUACCGAGUACAUGAAAAGAAUAAGCUCUUCUCAUUUCCAUGUGGGAGACAAAGAGAUUCCAACUACAGCAGGCAUGGUCGUUACCACCGAAGAACAGUUCCCUGAGCCAAACAAUGCCAUCUUCACUCAGAGGGUAAUUACAGGAACAAUGGCUUUAUUGUUUUCUUUCUUUUUUAUCAUUUUUAUAGUGUUCAUCUCCAGGAAGUGCUGCCCUCCCACACUAAGAAGAAUUAGGCAGUGCUCAAUGAUUCAAAACCACAGGCAGCUCCGAUCCCAAACGCGGCUGCAUAUGGCCAAUAUGUCAGACCAAGGACCCUAUAACGAGUACGAACCCACCCACGAAGGACCCUUCAUCAUCAUCAAUGGCUACGGACAGUGCAAGUGCCAGCAGCUGCCCUAUAAAGAAUGUGAAGUAUAAUACCUACAGCCCAUCACAAAGUAAAUCAGAUAAGUAACCUACUUUAAAAUUGUAGGGACCUACAUCAGAUUCUAAUUUUUACAAAUGUUGACAUAAAGCCUAAUUUUCCAAGCUACUUAAUGGAAACAUUGUUUAUGGAGUGGUGCAGUAUUUUUAAGUUUUUUAAAAAAUAAAUCCAUAAUAUUUUCAGUGUUAAAGAAGCAAUGAUUACAUUCAACUUGCACUCCUAAUGUUUAAAAGUCUAAAGAGAUGCUCACCUCAAACUAUGUAAAAUGUUUCAUGUUAUGUAAUUAUAUGACUGUGUGUAAACAUUUAUACCCGAGUCUCCAUAUUCUACUUUUUCUACUGCAAACAGUCUUAGGGGAAGGAGACUGGAUAUCUGUGCAGGGAUCUGUGGGGGACGUGCGCUCUGUUUGCUCCACUGCAGCUGGAGGAUCCCAAACACUGCAGCUGGCUCUGGGCACUUUAAGGGCAGCCCAGGAGGAAGAUUUUCCUCCUCUGAGCAUUUCACUCCAGUAAGGGAAGGGAGGGAAAACAAAAGGAAAAAAAAAAUAAAG